AUGACGGAAAGGAUGGCGCUGACGACAAACUGCAGGACUAACCCCAAAGAGCAGGCGUCCGUCCAGAACAGCUUCCCAGAUGUGGUUGAAUUAAACGUCGGCGGGCAGGUUUAUUACACGCGUCACUCAACUUUGGUGAACAACCCGAAUUCAUUGCUCGGUAAGUUAUUCUCCUCCAAGAAAGAGGCGUCGAACGAUUUGGCGAGGGACCCGAAGGGACGUUAUUUCAUCGACAGGGACGGGUUCUUGUUCCGGUAUGUGUUGGACUUCCUCCGAGACAGACAGGUCGUCCUCCCGGACCACUUCCCGGAGAAAGGGCGGCUCAGGAAGGAGGCGGAGUACUUCCAGCUGCCCGACCUGGUGAAGCUGCUGAGCCCCGAGGACAUCAAGCAAAGCCCGGACGACUUCUUCCACAGCGACUACGAGGAUGGAUCCCUGGGCAGCGACCACCGGCAGUGCCCGCCGCCCUCCCUCGUCCCCGCGGACAGAAAGAGCGGCUUCAUCACGGUGGGGUACCGGGGGUCGUGCACCACGGCGCGAGAGAGCCAGGGCGACGCCAAGUUCAGGAGGGUCCCUCGGAUACUUAUAUGCGGACGCGUGGCCCUGGCCAAAGAAGUUUUUGGGGAGACCCUGAACGAGAGCCGGGACCCGGACCGGACCCCGGAUCGCUACACCUCCCGGUUUUACCUAAAGUUCAAACACCUGGAGAGAUCCUUUGACAUGCUGUCGGAGUGCGGGUUCCAGAUGGUGGCCUGCAACUCCUCGGUCACAGCGUCGGUCGUCAACCAGCACACGGAGGACAAGGUCUGGUCCAGCUACACAGAAUACGUCUUUUACCGUGGCCAGUCUCGUUGGUCCUCCACUCCUUGUGACUGCUGCUGCAAGAACCACAAGGGUGACGGCGAGGGCGAGAGCGGCACCUCCUUUAACGAGCUGUCCACCUCAAGCUCCGAGAGCCAGUCAGAGGCCAGCUCUCCCCAGGGAACAGUCAUCUGUGGGCCGGUGAGCCGCCAGCCUCACCCCCACGCCAACGUCCAAACCCUCGACAGGCCACUAAAAAAGGGCCCCGUCGCCAUGCUCCAGCAGUCCGACCAUCGGCGCAAGAGUGACCUGCUGCGCACGCUAACGGCAAGCUCCCGCGACACCAGCACAUGCAAGAAAAGGCCGGCGAAAGAGAAGCUGACGGUCGAGGAGGAGCUGGAUAAGUGCAUUCAAGACUUCCGCAAGAUCAAGAUCCCCGAGAGGUUCCCCGAGAGGAAGUACAUGUGGCAGGCCGACCUGCUGAGAAAGUACCGCAUGUGA
Molecule: messenger RNA, 1302 nt
Organism: Pleuronectes platessa (European plaice)
Lineage: Eukaryota; Metazoa; Chordata; Actinopteri; Pleuronectiformes; Pleuronectidae
Gene: kctd16b
Product: potassium channel tetramerization domain containing 16b
Exons: 2
Coding region: 1-1302 (433 amino acids)
Biological process (GO): regulation of G protein-coupled receptor signaling pathway; protein homooligomerization
Cellular component (GO): presynaptic membrane; postsynaptic membrane
Molecular function (GO): protein binding
Source: RefSeq, a predicted model, not a curated record